CUGUCUUAAAGCAAUAAUGGCAUUCAUUACCGUUGCAGAAACACUCCGCCUCCCUAUACCAAAGGUGCUAACUGGUAGCUGCCAUCGUCUCCUCGGAAUCUGAUCAAACGCGCUGAAUCGUUUUUCGCUUCUCCUCAAGACCGUGGUUUCCAAUAUUGAUGCCGAAACGAAGAUCACCUCGGCUCAGCAUGAUUUUUCCCUCCUUCACAUAAACCCCCAAACGGCGAGCUAUCCUCCCCCUCCCGCUCCACCAUGUACCUCUAUCGACCACAUCGCAGCCAAGGUUUUCCUUGCAAAAUCUGCACCUUCAAAUCCCGCGAACGCACCUUCAAGUCCCAAACAGACCUCGAAGAGCACUACCGCGGCUCGCCGAACCACCCAAACUGUUCGAUAUGUGGUCGAGGAUUCCGAGACCAGGUCCUAUGUGAUACUCACCAUGAUGACGCCCACCCCCGCGUCGUAUGCUCCAUCUGCAAGAUCACACUGUACGAACACAAGCUCCCCCAGCACUUCAAGGACUCCCCUCGCCACCCGACCUGUGAUUUCUGUCCUGAUGCCCCGGGUUUCGAGAACGACGCGGCAUUCGCUUUACAUUGCGAAGCUAUGCACACUGAAUUCUAUUGUGUCAAGUGCCGCCGCGUAUUUGACAACAUCGAAGGACAUUACUUGAAUUCGGUUGUACACCCAACGUGUGAGCGGUGCGAGGAGCCUGUGGGUUUCGUUGGGGAAAAGGAAUACACCGAGCAUGUCAAGACCACGCAUCUCCGUGUAUUGAAACCUGCGUUGAAAUUUACAGCCUCUCCUACGCAUCUUUCGUAUCCUGACACGAACGAGCAAGACGAGAUCAACGAGGCGAUGGUCCGCAAGCUCGUCGACUCAGAGGAAUUACCCCCCACUGUGCGGCCCCAAUUCGUAUUCAACCCCUUCGAUGACGACUACAAGAAUGCAUUCUCGGAUCCACAUAGAUCUCAUAACAAUCUGAUCAGCAGCAGAGACGCGCCGUCGCUCCUGGGAUGUCAGCCUCCUAGCAGGAACCUAUCCGUUCACUGCCGCUCUUGCCUAGCAAAUCCGUGCCACGAGACGACCGCAACUACUUGCGGACACAUCUUCUGCAAGAGAUGCAUAACCGAGAACAUAGCAUCAACGUCACGCUGCCCAGUAUGUGGCGAAAUGACUCUGUUGUAUAUGUUGUUUAAAUUGUAUCUCGACUAAUAUGGAUGUCCUUUAGAAAAGAUGUAGUAUAAACAGCGCCUUCUUGUCUCGACCUAUACAAUGAACACUUUUGAACUUUCUUGUCCCAGAUGUAAGGAAGA
This is a messenger RNA of Guyanagaster necrorhizus, 1313 nucleotides long. RefSeq lists its product as uncharacterized. Bases 253 to 1212 code for a protein of 319 amino acids. Gene Ontology annotation, molecular function: SUMO-ubiquitin ligase activity; SUMO binding; metal ion binding. Gene Ontology annotation, cellular component: SUMO-targeted ubiquitin ligase complex. Gene Ontology annotation, biological process: ubiquitin-dependent protein catabolic process. The record is from RefSeq and is a predicted model, not a curated record. NCBI's taxonomy places the organism in Eukaryota, Fungi, Basidiomycota, Agaricomycetes, Agaricales, Physalacriaceae. The transcript is spliced from 8 exons.